Epithele typhae is the source of this 816-nucleotide messenger RNA. RefSeq lists its product as uncharacterized. The transcript is spliced from 5 exons. Gene Ontology annotation, molecular function: zinc ion binding; guanine deaminase activity. Gene Ontology annotation, biological process: guanine metabolic process. Lineage: Eukaryota; Fungi; Basidiomycota; Agaricomycetes; Polyporales; Epitheliaceae. Bases 1 to 816 code for a protein of 271 amino acids. Gene Ontology annotation, cellular component: cytosol. The record is from RefSeq and is a predicted model, not a curated record.
AUGUGUAUUAUGAGACCGCCGCACCCUGCGCUCUCAUGUACGGGCGAGCUCCUCGCCGGCCUCGGCGCGCUCGCCACCGCAGACCCAGCCCUCGCCAUCCAGAUGCACAUCUCCGAGAACGCGGCGGAGAUCGCGUUCACGAAGGCGCUCUUCCCGCGCGGGAGCCUCCCUGGGUUGGGGGCGAACGCCACCACGGGCGACGGCGUGGACGAGAAGGAGGAGGAGACUACGUACGCGGGCGUGUACGAUGUGUACGGGCUCCUCCCGCCCAACACUGUGCUCGCGCAUGCAUUGCACCUCGACGAGCGCGAGGUCACGCUCAUCCACGCCCGCGACGCCGGCAUCGCCCCCUGCCCGACGAGCAACUUCAACCUCCGCUCCGGCUGCGCGUGCGUCGGCAUGCUCCUCGACGCUGGCGUCAAGGUCGGACUGGGGACGGAUGUCUCGGGCGGCUUCUCGCCCUCAAUGCUCGCCGUCGUCCAGCACGCGAGCAUGUGCGCCAAGGUCGUCGCCGCCGCUGGCCCGCCCCCUGCGCACACGACGUUCACGGACCGACAGCUGCCGUCCCCGCGCUCCUCCACCUUGCGACGCUCCGCAGCGCCGCGCCCAUUGUGUUUUCUCCAGCAGGACUGCGUUGUUCUCCAGCGCGGUGACAGCAAGGCCCCCGAGUCCCUCGCCACUCGGAUUACCAGACACCCGUUGACCGUCCCACGCCCUCCGUUCGCGCCCGCAGAGCUCGACGCACUCGCCGCGGUGCGCCCGCCGGACGAGUGUGUGCUUGGCAUGGAUCGCGCGAAAGCUGGACUGCCGUAUUAG